AUGCAAAAUAUAAUUGAUCUUGUGCAGUCAGCCAAAAGUGUCACCGAUGGGCGUUCAGCCACGACCAAGAACUUCCGUUCGCCGACGAAUAUAAAAGCUGGGAUUCCGAAGAGUUGGUCAAACAAAAUGCAAGUGCUUGUGGUUCAAUUGUUUAUUCUAGCGGUGGUUGUCGUAGCCUCAGCUUGUGGUCAUGCGGUGGAGCAGGAACAUCUGGCCAGCCACGCCUAUGGACCAGCCAUACACAUUAGCUCGGGGGUUCUCCAGCUAGCUCCGGAUACAGAGCAGCCGCAAUUGCUGCUGGUGCCCAAUGUCCACUCCUCGUCACUGGGAAAUCCCUGGCCGCAUUUCUAUGUGGACACCUUGACCGCUUCGCACCUGCCACACUCAUCGAUACCAACGAUCCACGAGCCCCGAAUUUUGGUCAGCGAUAAUGUGGACUUUUCGCAGCUCAAAUUGCCCCAGCAUCAGGUUGUCCACUCCCAUGGUCGCUAG
Drosophila rhopaloa is the source of this 492-nucleotide messenger RNA. RefSeq lists its product as uncharacterized. Lineage: Eukaryota; Metazoa; Arthropoda; Insecta; Diptera; Drosophilidae. The record is from RefSeq and is a predicted model, not a curated record.